CGGUGCGCCGCUGUCAGAACUGAGGUACCGACCUGCUGUUAGUGGAGCCGAGCCGAACAGAACCAGCACAGCCUGUCCGAUCCGACCCACCAGAACCAGCACAGGUUCCCCAUCGACGGAGCGAAGCCGGCCCGGCCCGGAGCACCGGGAGUCCAGCGGAGAGACGAACCGGGCCGAAGCAGCUACAGUAGACACGGAGGUGGGCCCCCUGCAGAACCGGGUCCAGACGGAGUCCGGAACACAGCCAGGCGCUGUCGGUGCAGGAGCUUCCGGAACCAGGGUCCAGAUUAGGUUCCGGUUCUGUUCCGCGGGCUGACCGAUCCCUGAUGUCCUCACAGCUGCCUCACCUGGCAGUCUGAACCCAGGGUUUACUGCGCCCUUCCACAGGCGGCAUCUGGAGGACAAACUGGGACAGAAACCAACAAAUAGGAGACACUGAGGAUAUAAAAAACAACAUCUGGAGGAGACAGGAGACACGCAGAACACCUGGAAGACGUCCAGGGAGGAGGACAGAGCAUCAGGAGGACACCUACAGACGGACACAUCUGGAAGACACUGAGGCGAGGCGGGACAGUUUAAGGUUCCAUGUAACCGGACCGGCAGACAUGGACCUGCACCGUUGGACCUGCUUCCCAAUCGUCGCCGUCUUCAUGCUGGUUCUGGUCCAGGUCGUGGUCCAGGCCCGCUCCGCGGCAGCAGGACGCGCUGACAGGAACUCCAUCGAGGACGCCACGGUGAACGCCACCGUCAUGGACCGAGGGUCCUCCGUCCACAUGAUGAGCAGCGAGGACGGGACGUACGGGCAGGACUCUCCGAAGAUGGACGCCCGGGGCAUCGUCCUCACGCCGGCGCCGCAUCAUGGAGUGGUGGACCGGCAGGGCUGCGACCCAAACACCCGCUUCCUGGUUCCGCCCCGCAGCGUCCACUGGGUGGCGCUGCUGCAGCGAGGGAACUGCACCUUCAGGGAGAAGAUCCUGAAGGCGGCCGCCUUCAACGCCACGGCGGUUCUGGUCUACAACAACUCCACCGACAAGACCGUCAAGAUGGGCCACGAAGGUACGGGCGACAUCGUUGCGGUGAUGAUCACAGAGGCGUACGGGAAGGAGAUCCUGGCCCACCUGGACCGGAACCUGACGGUUCUGGCCUCUCUGGGCUUCCGUAGUCCCAGCAGGAACCUGAACCGCGGAUCGCUCGUCUUCGUCUCCGUCUCCUUCAUCGUCCUCAUGAUCAUCUCCUCCGCCUGGCUCGUCUUCUACUUCAUCCAGAAGAUCCGCUAUGGCGCCGGCCGCCACCGCAGCCAGCGUCGCCUAGGAGACGCAGCCAAGAAAGCCAUCGGGAAGCUGACGACGAGGACGGUGAAGAAAGGAGACAAGGAAACGGACCCGGACUUCAACCACUGCGCCGUGUGCAUCGAGGCAUACCAGCUCAACGACGUGGUCCGGAUUCUGCCCUGCAAACACGUCUUCCAUAAGGUGUGCGUGGAUCCCUGGCUGAACGAACACUGCACCUGUCCCAUGUGUAAACUCAACAUCCUCAAAGCUCUGGGCAUCAUGACCAGCCUGCCCUGCGUGGACGCUGUGGUUCUGGAUGUGGAGCGUCUGGGUGUCGGUCAGACAUCCGGCAGCCAGAGGGCGCCACUGAGCGACCAGAACCAGCCGUCCAUCAGCCUGGAGCCGCUCAGCCCCCCCCAUGCUGAGACCGCGCCCAGAACGCCCGCUGACAUCACCGUGGCCGUAACGAGUCUUCUGGUGGGGACGCUGGACGUGGUUCUGGACUCCAGCGCCAGGGUGGCUCCCUACCGGAUCCUGCUGCAGACGGCUGACUCCCAGAUCUACUGGAACAUCGCCUGUGGCUCGUCGAGGAAAGAGAUCACGGAGCACUGGGACUUCCUGGAAUCCAACCUGCUGCAGACGAUCUCCAUCUUCGACAACGAUGAAGACGUCAUCACCUUCGUCAAGGGAAAGAUCUCGGGCAUCAUCGCGGAGGAGAACCGGCUGAAGCGGAGCGAGGAGCAGGAAGAGAACAGCGGGAAGUUCCUGGAGGCGGAGCUGAAGAUGCGGAAGCUGUUUGGGAUGCCGGAGGAGGAGAAGCUGGUGAACUAUUACUCCUGCAGCUACUGGAAGGGGCGUGUCCCUCGCCAGGGCUGGCUCUACCUGUCCAUCAACCACCUGUGCUUCUACUCCUUCCUGCUGGGCAAGGAAGUGACGCUGGUGGUGCCGUGGACGGAGGUGACCCAGCUGGAGAAGAACGCCACCCUGGUGUUCCCGGAGAGCGUCCGCGUUAGCACCCGGAACGCCGAGCAUUUCUUCUCCAUGUUCCUGAACGUCAACGACACCUUCAAGCUGAUGGAGCAGCUCGCCAACAUCGCCAUGCGCCAGCUGCUGGACAACGAGGCGUUCGCCGCCGACCGCUCGCUGCCCAAGGCCUGCAAGACUCUGAAGAACGUCUCUGCCCUCAAGAGGGACUUCGACGCCCGGGCCAAGAACGAGCGGUACCGGUCCAUGUUCCGGCUGACGCAGGACGAGCGGCUGGACGGACACACGGACUGCACGCUGUGGACGCCGUUCGCCAAGAUGCACGUAGUGGGCCAGCUGUUCAUCUCCAACAACUACAUCUGCUUCAGCAGCAGAGAGGAGGACCUGUGCCAGCUCAUCAUCCCGCUCAGAGAGGUGACCAUCGUGGAGAAGGCGGACAGCAGCAGCGUCUUGCCGUGUCCCGUCUCCAUCAGCACCAAGAACAAGAUGAACUUCCUGUUCGCCAACCUCAAAGACAGGGACUUCCUGGUUCAGCGGAUCUCAGACUUCCUGCAGCGGACGCCGGACGGCUCGUGGAGCGACACCAACCCGCUGUCUCUGAUUGGCUCCUCGGGCUCCACCGCCGUCCCCCAAUCUGCAGGAUCCGAUUCCGUCCACAAGGGGCGCCAUUACCACGGCGGCCUGCCCACCGCCCAGCAGGGCCUGCUGCGGCUGUACCAGCAGGACGGCCCGGAGGACCUCGGCCCGAAAGCUAUGAAGGAGCGGAUGAAGGAGGAGGCGUGGAACAUUCACUUCUCCGAGUUCGGCCGGGGCGUCUGCAUGUACAGAACCUCCAGAACCCGAGAGCUGGUUCUGAACGGGAUCCCGGAGCGCCUGAGGGGGGAGCUGUGGCUGCUGUUCUCCGGCGCUCAGAACGAGAUGGCGUCCCACCCUGGUUACUAUGGCGACCUGGUGGAGCAGGCCAUGGGGCUCUGCUCAUUGGCUACCGAGGAGAUCGAGCGCGACCUUCAUCGCUCGAUGCCCGAACACCGAGCCUUCCAGAACGAGACGGGCAUCGCCGCGCUGCGCCGCGUCCUGACCGCCUACGCCCACCGCAACCCCAACAUCGGCUACUGCCAGGCCAUGAACAUCGUGACGUCCGUCCUGCUGCUGUACGGAACCGAGGAGGAGGCCUUCUGGCUGCUGGUGGCGCUGUGCGAGCGCAUGCUGCCCGACUACUACAACACCCGGGUCGUAGGAGCGCUGGUGGACCAGGGCGUGUUCGAGGAGCUGACCCGGGCCUUCCUGCCGCCCCUGUAUGACCACAUGCAGGCGCUGGGCGUCAUCACCACCAUCAGCCUGUCCUGGUUCCUCACCCUCUUCCUGUCCGUCAUGCCGUUCGACAGCGCCGUCCUGCUGGUCGACUGCUUCUUCUACGAAGGCAUCAAGGUCAUCUUCCAGGUGGCGCUGGCCGUCCUUCACGACAACAUGGACGCCCUGCUGGUCAGCAGCGAUGAGGGCGAAGCCAUGACCAUCCUGGGCAGGUGGGUCUCACCCAACUUUAACGUAAAAAAUAAAAUACCGUACUGGUCCCGGUCCAGACCGUACUGGUCCCGGUCCCAGUUCUUACUGGUCCCAGUCUGUGCUGGGUCCAGACCGUACUGGUCCCAGUUCUUACUGGGCCCGGCGUGCGUGCGUGCGUGCGUGCGUGUGUGUGUGUGCGUGUGUGUGUGGACACUUUAUGCCCACAGAGACGAAGUCGGUCCGUUCACAGGUGUGUCUCUGCAGGUGAGGGCGAUGAUGACGGAGCUGGCCUUCAGCAUCGAGGAGCUGGAGGAGCUUUACUGUCUCUUUAAGUCCAAGCACAUGACUAGCUGCUACUGGGGCUCCAGCAGCUCGGCGGCGCAGCGCCACGACCCCAGCCUGCCCUACCUGGAGCAGUACCGGAUCGACCCGGUCCAGUUCGCCCAGCUCUUCUCGGCGCUGUCCCCCUGGGUCUGCGGAAGCCACACCCCCACGCUGUCGGCCCGGCUCUUCAGGCUGCUGGACCAGAACCAGGAUGGGCUGGUCAACUUCAAAGAGUUCAGCACCGGCCUGAGUGGGAUGUACCACGGCGACUUGACAGAGAAGCUGAAGCUGCUGUUCAAGCUCCACCUCCCACCAGCUCUGUGUGCUGAGGAGGCAGAGUCUGCUCUGGAGGCCACACACUUCUUUACUGAAGACAAACUACAAGAAUCUUCCUUCCUGUCUGAUCUGGAUUCUGUGCGGCAGCAGGAAGUGACAUCAGGUGAAGAACUGAAGGACGGAGGAGAAGAUGAUGAGGAGAAGAAAGAGGUGAAGGACUACAGGUACUACCUGAGGAUGUGGGCCAAAGAGAAGGAGCCCAAGAGGGAAACCAUCAAGGAUUUGCCCAGGAUGAACCAGGAGCAGUUCAUCGAGCUGUGCAAGACGCUGUACAACAUGUUCAGCGAGGAGCCGAGCGAGCAGCAGCUGUACCACGCCAUCGCCACCGUGGCCAGCCUGCUGCUGCGCAUCGGCGAGGUCGGCAAGAAGUUCGGCAACGGCGCCAAGAAGGUCGAGGCCCCGCCUCCUGCCCGGCCGGGGGAGGAGGGGCCCGGCGAGGGAACCUCCACCGACGCCCAGGUGUGCCAGGCUCUGGCCGACGCCCAGUUGGAGCCGCCGGCGACGUCUGACGAGGAGACGAAGGACGACACGUCGGUGUCGUCGUUCUCGGUGGUGAGCUCCGGCUCGCUGCAGUGCGAGGACAUCGCCGACGACACGGUGCUGGUCAGCGGCGAGGAGAGGCGGGGAAGCGCCCUGGAUGCUGAUUGGUCAAUCACCUUUGAGCAGGUGCUGGCCUCACUGUUGACAGAACCGGCGCUGGUCGAGUAUUUCGAGAGGAAGAUGGACAUCCAAGCCAAAAUGGCUGCCUGUAAGGCUCAGCGGGCCGUGGAGCGCCAGAUAAGCUCCGCCUCCGACCACGAACUCAGCCAGCAUUCCUCCUGACUCACCUGAUCACCUGGUUACCUGAUCACCUGGUUACCUGGUUAGGUCACCACUCAAUUCUCCCACCUCCUGAUUGGUCACUUGCGUUUCCUGUGUCUGUUUGCUGAUGAUGUCACGUCUGACUCUGACUGAUCAGUGACUGACUGAGCUAUGACAUCAUCAUGUGACUUCCUGUGGGUGUUUUACAGUAAAAGCUUGUGGGGGAGUAUAAGGCUUUUAUUGUGAAAGAGAAGCAGGAAAUGUUUAUUGAUCUCUGAUUGGUCCCCAGUCUGCUGCAGGUGAACAGGUGUACAUACAUCCUGUUUGUCACAUGACUCAGUUGAUUUAUGUUCUUGUUUUCGUGAAUUAAAAAAUAAUAAUGGCUGAAAAAAACCCAAGUUCAGUGUUCAUUCAAGCUUUUAUUUUGUAGCUGUUUUUGUUCCCCGUUUACUUCCUGUACAGAGUGACGUCACAGUAUUUUAUCUGUUUAUCUGCCUGCUUUUAAAUCUGUUGCAUUAAUCAAUUAUUGAUCUGUUUAAAUAAACCUGGAGGAAACCCG
Messenger RNA from Poecilia reticulata (guppy), 5778 nucleotides. Lineage: Eukaryota; Metazoa; Chordata; Actinopteri; Cyprinodontiformes; Poeciliidae. The record is from RefSeq and is a predicted model, not a curated record.